Hyaloscypha bicolor E is the source of this 159-nucleotide messenger RNA. RefSeq lists its product as uncharacterized. The transcript has a single exon. NCBI's taxonomy places the organism in Eukaryota, Fungi, Ascomycota, Leotiomycetes, Helotiales, Hyaloscyphaceae. The annotation marks the transcript as partial. Gene Ontology annotation, molecular function: protein dimerization activity. The record is from RefSeq and is a predicted model, not a curated record.
UGGCCAAGGCUCUCUCUUAUGGCUAUUAAUAUCCUCUCUAUUCCACUAAUGAGUAAUGAGCCAGAGAGAGUAUUUUCAGGGGGUCGACGUACGGUAGGCUGGGAUAGGGCAAAAAUGGAGGCAGAGACUAUUGAGAUACGAGAGUGCUUAAAGUAUUGG